This is a messenger RNA of Tyto alba (common barn owl), 2619 nucleotides long. It is a transcript of the gene TMPRSS4, whose product is annotated as transmembrane serine protease 4. Gene Ontology annotation, biological process: proteolysis. The coding region runs from base 914 to 2221 and encodes 435 amino acids. The record is from RefSeq and is a predicted model, not a curated record. Gene Ontology annotation, cellular component: membrane. NCBI's taxonomy places the organism in Eukaryota, Metazoa, Chordata, Aves, Strigiformes, Tytonidae. The transcript is spliced from 13 exons. Gene Ontology annotation, molecular function: serine-type endopeptidase activity; protein binding.
UGUACCACAGCAGGGACAAAAGCCAGGGAGAAAGAGGGAGUUUUGUCCCAGAGGGCAGGUAAGGGAGUCUGGACGGGUCACGCUCAAACCUCUGCCCUGCCCAGCUUGCUGCAGCACCCACUGUUACAACCACUGGCGAGGGGGUGGGCACCCCAAUUCCCCCAGGGAGCAACGACUCCACAGAGCCUGCCCAGGACACCAGGUGCUCCCACCGAGCCACGGCCGGCACUGCCCGUGGCCCCCAGCCUGCAUGGCAGCCCCAGGGGUGACCUGCCACGGGCACCCGCUCACUUCCCUUUUAAUCGCACUCGGGCGCUGCCAGGAGCAUCUGCCAGCCGUGACCUGGGGCUGCUCUGGGACACACAGACCGAGUGACCUGAGAGACAGGAGCAUAUAAAUGGCCCGGUAACCUCCUGCAUAAACUCUUCUCCUUUCCUCCUCCACCUACAAAAACCUCUGCUUAGAAACAACACGGUGCAAUGCGGAAGAGACGGACAAAGAGCGGGAUGGCUGCGGUUCCUCUUAUCAUCGGGAGAGGAGCAGGACAAAUCCUGCUCUGUCAGUCAGUUCACUCCUGAUAAGCUAUUUUGUGACAGCAGCUCCGCAGGUGAGUCACCCUCCAGUGGCAGAUGCUCAGGAAAUUAUUUCAGGUGAUGGUGCUGCUGAUAGACUGGUGUUAUAUUACAAUAGAAAUCACAAUUCCUGUUUCACAACUCCUGUUGUGGGUUUUAAGGAGUGCUUGGGCGGUCCUGCCCCAGUGUUAGUGCAGGGCGGGCAGAGCAGCACCCGCACAGGGGCGGUGGGAGCAUUGCUGGCCUGGCUCCCUAGGCAUCGGGCCCCCACAGCCUCCCCGUGUCCCGGACUAGAGGAUAUUUGCUGGGUUUCUGCAGGCAGAAGGCCCCGUCAGAACUGGAUGAACAUGGAUUUAGCCUCCGAGCGGCUGAAUGGCAGAGGUCCCAGCACAAGACGCAAAACCUCCACGGCGCUGGAGUCCUUCAAGCGGAUCGGCAUCCCCGUCCUGGCAGCGGUGCUCAGCCUCGCCUGCCUGGUUACGGUCGGGUUCCUGGUCAAGGUUUACCUGGAUUACCACUACUUCUUCUGCAAGCAUCCCCUGAAGCUGGUGCCGCUGCCGCAGGUGUGUGACGGGCAGGUGGACUGUCUGCAGGGCGAGGACGAGGCCAACUGUCCCCAGUGGGUCCCCGAGGGGCCACCAGCUGGGGCCCGUGUUUCCAAAGACAGAUCCAUCCUUCAGGUGCUUAACAGAAACACUGGAGCCUGGUUCUGCAUCUGCCACGACCACUUCAACAUGGUGCUGGCAAAAGCAGCCUGCGAACUGAUGGGCUACAGGAGCACCCCCACUUUCCGGGCGGUGGAGGUGGGUGCAGGGCAGCUCCUGCCUCCCCGCGAGGUCGUGCUGAGCAACGGCAGCCUGGGGAUGCCCGAGCCGGGCAGGAAAUGCCUCUCUGGAUGGGUUGUUUCGCUCUUUUGUUCCAAAGACUGCGGGGAGAGCGUGAGGACCCCGCGCGUGCUGGGCGGGAGCCCGGCCACCAUCGAGGCUUGGCCGUGGCAGGUCAGCUUGCAGUACAGGAAGGAGCACAUCUGCGGGGGCAGCAUCAUCGACCCCAGCUGGGUCCUGACGGCAGCGCACUGCUUCAAGAACAACCCUGUCAUUCAGAGCUGGCGCGUGAAGGCCGGCUCCAACCUCCUCUCCGGCACCGCCACCCUCGCCGUGGAGAAGGUCUUCCUGGCUGAGGUGACACCCACGUCUCCCAAGGACAAUGACAUUGCCCUGGUGAAGCUGCGGUUUCCCCUGCGUGUCUCAGACAGCAGCAAGCCCAUCUGCCUGCCCUAUUUCGACGAGGAGCUGGCGCCAGGCACGUCCCUGUGGGUGAUAGGCUGGGGCUACACGCGGGAGCACGGCACGUUGUCAGAGACCCUGCAGCAGGCGGAGGUGGAACUCAUAGACAAGGAGAGCUGCAACCUGGUCGCCUACCAUGGGGAGGUCACCGAGAAGAUGCUGUGUGCCGGCCUGCCCCAAGGCGGGGUGGACACCUGCCAGGGGGACAGCGGCGGGCCCCUGCUGUACUCGGGGGGGCACUGGCAGGUGGUGGGCAUCGUCAGCUGGGGCCAGGGCUGCGGCACCCCCAGCACGCCCGGCGUCUACACCAGCGUCCGUGCCUACCUCGACUGGAUCUACGCCGUCCGGAGGUCGGAGCUCUGAGACCUGCCGGGACAGGUCCCUCCUCUCUCCCCACGCCUCCCUCCCCGUCCCUACGCGCUUGGCUGUCUCGGCUCUGGCAGCUGCUGGGAAAUGGAUCUCAAGCCACGGAAGGUGAGCGGUGCCUCCCAACCCUCGCUGGCAGGCUGUGAUUUCGCGUGCCAGAGGCCAGCCAAGGAGGCAAAGGGCGGCUCGGAGUGACAGCCACCGAUACCGUGAAGGAAUCUGACCAGUUCAAGCUCCCUUCCGGAGAAAGAUUAAUUUAUUGCCCUGUACCGACCCUGCUGUGGCAGGAGGGCUCCUGCGGGGCUAAGCUCCUGUUUGCUCACUACUGUUAUACAGAGAGACACAAUGUUUGUGCUGUGGAGUACCCCCAUUAAAAGAAAGUAUUUGGUUUUUCA